Vigna umbellata (rice bean) is the source of this 1149-nucleotide messenger RNA. Its product is annotated as protein BOBBER 1-like. The record is from RefSeq and is a predicted model, not a curated record. Lineage: Eukaryota; Viridiplantae; Streptophyta; Magnoliopsida; Fabales; Fabaceae. Gene Ontology annotation, cellular component: cytoplasm. Gene Ontology annotation, biological process: protein folding.
UUGAAGGAAGCCCUAAUGUGUCUUUUUCUUCCGUCCCGCCACUUCUUAAUUUUCUUGGACACUUCUCACGCUCUUUCCAUUCAUGGCGAUAAUCUCCGAUUACCAAGAAGAGGAGCAGAUUAACGCUAGUUACUCUGAACCCUCUGCCUCGUCUAAAUCGGAAACUCAUUUGUUCAGCGCCAAUUUUGACACCUCCAACCCUCAAGAUUUUCUGCGCAAAGUAUUCGAUUUCGUUGCCCAAACAAGCGACUUCUUCCAAAAGGAUACCGCCGUGGAAGAGGUUGUGUCUGUGGCGCGAGCCGCUAAAGUGAAGGCAGUAGUGGAAACGGCUGAGAAGAAAAAGAAGGAAGUGGAAUCUGCGCAGGUGGCGGCGGCAGCGGCGGAGAAGAAAAAGAAGGAAGUAGAAGCAUCCAAAGAGGAGGCGGCGGCGGCGGCAGCGGAGAAAAAGAAGAACCAAGAGAGCGCUUCAAUAGUACCAAACAAAGGUAAUGGUCUGGAUCUAGAAAGUUACUCCUGGACUCAAACUCUGCAGGAGGUCAAUGUGAGUGUUCCUGUGCCUAAUGGAACGAAAUCUAGGUUUGUCAUAUGCGAUAUAAAGAAGAAUCAUCUAAAAGUUGGACUUAAAGGCCAACCACCAAUAAUUGAUGGUGAACUAUAUGAAUCCAUAAAGCCAGAUGACUGUUAUUGGAGCAUAGAGGAUCAGAAUACAAUUUCUAUUCUUUUGACCAAGCAUAAUCAAAUGGAGUGGUGGAAAUGUGUUGUAAAGGGUGAUCCUGAAAUUGAUACCCAAAAAGUGGAGCCCGAGAACAGCAAACUUGCUGACCUCGAUCCUGAAACUCGACAGACUGUAGAAAAAAUGAUGUUUGAUCAGAGACAGAAGUCUAUGGGCCUCCCUACUAGUGAUGAGCUCCAGAAACAGGAAAUCUUAAAGAAAUUUAUGAGCGAGCAUCCAGAGAUGGACUUCUCAAGGGCAAAAGUAUCAUAAAAUGGUGCUACAAUACCGCUGUGCUUCUAUGGUUUUUGGAAUGAUCUCGGAUACAGGGUUGUACUUUUGUUGUUGUAACAGUGGUACUAGUGUUUGGUGAUUUCUAUGGUUUUGAACAUCAUGAGUUUUAUGAUAAAAUGUUAUCUUUUAUUUGGCCUUCUGAA